AUGUCUGGCCGUGGUAAGAAAGCUGAACCCAGUCAAAAGACCUCAGUGUCCCGGUCUUCCAGAGCAGGGAUCACUUUCCCAGUGGGCCGCAUCCACAGGCUGCUGAAGAAGGGCCACUAUGCAAAGCGUGUGGGCGAUGGCGCCGCAGUGUACCUCGCAGCCAUCCUGGAGUACCUCUGCGCUGAAAUCCUCGAGCUGGCAGGAAAUGCCAGCCGUGACAACAAGAAGCGCCGCAUCGCUCCUCGCCACAUCUUGCUGGCGGUGAAAAAUGAUGAGGAGCUAAACAUAUUGCUGGCAGGGGUCACGAUCUCAGACGGUGGCGUCAUCCCCAACAUCCAGGCAAGCCUUCUCCCGAAGAAAACUAACCUCUCCAAAGAUGACAGCACUGCCAAAGACGUUCAGUCUCAAGAUUUUUAA
Molecule: messenger RNA, 417 nt
Organism: Pleuronectes platessa (European plaice)
Lineage: Eukaryota; Metazoa; Chordata; Actinopteri; Pleuronectiformes; Pleuronectidae
Product: late histone H2A.2.2
Exons: 1
Coding region: 1-417 (138 amino acids)
Cellular component (GO): nucleosome
Molecular function (GO): protein heterodimerization activity; DNA binding; structural constituent of chromatin
Source: RefSeq, a predicted model, not a curated record